This is a messenger RNA of Chelmon rostratus (copperband butterflyfish), 1230 nucleotides long. RefSeq names its product olfactomedin-like 3a (gene olfml3a). The record is from RefSeq and is a predicted model, not a curated record. Bases 22 to 1230 code for a protein of 402 amino acids. Gene Ontology annotation, molecular function: protein binding. NCBI's taxonomy places the organism in Eukaryota, Metazoa, Chordata, Actinopteri, Chaetodontiformes, Chaetodontidae. The transcript has 3 exons. Gene Ontology annotation, biological process: signal transduction.
UGUCCCAUUGAUCGGCUCACCAUGAAGCCGGCGUUAGUCCUCCUUGUUUCCACUGCCUGGACUUUCACUGGAGCCCAGUAUUACUACCAGGGGCUGAUGGAUUAUCUGGAGAACAGGCUGUUGGCUAUUGAGGACCGAAUGCAGUUCUGGCACGAACAAUCCCAUCGCUACCACACAGAGCUGCAGGAUUUCAAAAAGCUAACCGCUGAGACCGUGGACGGGCUGAGGAAUGAGCACGGCACGCUGCUCAAGGACCUCGAAGGAGCUUCAGUCCGAGUGGACCGGGUGGAGCGGGAGAUGGACUAUGUGGAGACGCAGACUUCCCCUCGGGCGUGUGCGAAUAAAGCAGACAAGGUGGUGGAGCAGGGAGCCUGGGGGCUGGAGGAGAGCAGAGGAGAGGAAGAGGAGGAGGAGGACUGGGAGGAGCUGUACUCCAGAGUCUCUGACUGUGUGGAAAUCAUCUCAAGCAUCCGAUCGGUGAAGAUCCUGAAGAGAGUGGGCAGUCCCAAAGGCAUGUGGACCAGAGACCCCAGAUCGUCCAAGGUUUACGUCUUUAACGGGACAUCAGGAAACAGCAUCUACCAGUUCAACUCCGUACGGGACUUUUCGCGCUCCCCUGGUGUCACCAGCAGCAGACAGAUCCGGCUUCCCUCCGAGUGGGCCGGUCCCGGAAGUACCGUUUAUAACGGCUACCUGUACUACAUACAGCAGGAGGCUGAUGCGGACGUGCAGGUGGUCAAAUACGACCUGCUGAGAGGCUCCGUGACAGACGUCGCCAUGUUCCCCGUGGACAGCCGCGCUACCGUUUACAACCUCAACCCAGAAACUGUGGCGGACCUCGCAGCAGACGACGAGGGCCUCUGGCUCCUGUACGCCGCCGGCGACAGUGAACCAAACAUCAGCCUUGCAAAGAUGGACCCCGCCACGCUCGAUAUAGAACAGAUCUGGGACACCCGCUGCCCAAGGGAGAACGCCGAGGCCGCUUUUGUAGUCUGCGGGACCGUCUAUGUGGUUUACAACACCCGCCUGGCCAGCCGGUCCAGGGUCCAGUGCGUGUUCGACGUCAACGACAUGGUGAUCAGCGAGGAGGCUCCCCUGCUGUACUUUCCCAGGAGGUACGGAUCCCACGCCAGCCUGAAAUACAACCCAGAGGAGAAGCAGCUCUACGGCUGGGAUGACGGCUACCAGAUCAUUUACAGGCUGACCAUGAAGAGGAAGCUGCUGGUCUGA